UGUGUUGAUUGGCAGAUUGAGGUUUGGUCAAAUCUCAAAUCCGUAGAUUUAAUCAAUAUUAAAAAAAAAAAUCCUCGAUACGUUUAAUUGUUCUAAUUAUUUCAAGAGAUAAGCCAAUAAAUAAGGUAUUUUUUUAAAUUUCCCAUCCAGUAUUAAUCACAUUUUCGAAAUCAACAAGCAUGGGUGCCGAUCUCAUAGUAGACCCACAAAUUAGAUUCUGGGUAUUUCUUCCCAUCGUAGUAAUCACAUUUUUAGUGGGAAUAUUAAGGCAUUACGCCUCAAUUUUAUUAUCUAGCCAAAAGAAGAUAGAAAUUCAACAACUCGCUGAUUCUCAGUUACUCUUAAGAGCUAGAGCACUAAGAGAAAACUCUGGCUAUAUUCCAAAAAAUGCUUUUUUGAUUAGAAAACAAGCUUUUAACAAAGAAGAUGGGUACCUGAUGCAAAAACGACCAGCAGUAAGUCAGAAUAUGAUGACAGAUCCAUCCAUGAUGACAGAUAUGUUAAAGGGUAAUUUGACCAAUGUUUUACCAAUGAUAGUAAUAGGAGGAUGGAUAAACUGGAUGUUUUCCGGUUUUAUAACCACAAAGGUACCUUUUCCAUUAACACUAAGAUUCAAAUCGAUGCUUCAGAGGGGCAUAGAGUUAUCCCAUUUGGAUGCUAGCUGGGUGUCAUCAGCUUCUUGGUAUUUUUUGAACGUUUUUGGUCUAAGAAGCAUUUAUACUUUGGUAUUGGGUGAGAAUAACGCUGCAGAUCAAAGUAAACAAAUGCAGGAACAAAUGCAAAUGACAGGAGCUGCAUCAGGGAUGCCUGCAGACCCUAAAGUUCCCUUCAAAGCAGAAUGGGAGGCUCUUGAGAUUACUGAACAUCAAACAAAAUUAGCAGAUGUUGAAAAAGAUCUGUUGUAGAAUGAAUUCUGUUAAAACUUAUUUAUUAAAUGUAGGAA
Molecule: messenger RNA, 943 nt
Organism: Psylliodes chrysocephalus
Lineage: Eukaryota; Metazoa; Arthropoda; Insecta; Coleoptera; Chrysomelidae
Source: the annotation of a GenBank genome assembly